Molecule: messenger RNA, 1022 nt
Organism: Sesamum indicum (sesame)
Lineage: Eukaryota; Viridiplantae; Streptophyta; Magnoliopsida; Lamiales; Pedaliaceae
Product: enoyl-CoA delta isomerase 2, peroxisomal-like
Biological process (GO): fatty acid beta-oxidation
Cellular component (GO): peroxisome
Molecular function (GO): delta(3)-delta(2)-enoyl-CoA isomerase activity
Source: RefSeq, a predicted model, not a curated record
GGAAAAGAUUAUAAGAUAACGCAUUGGCAUCUUUCUUGAAAUUCUAAAAUCACUCUCUUACUUUAUCUUCUUCUUCCUCCUCCUCUUCCACCCAAAACCCUUAUUCAUCACCCUUCUACCCACCAUGUGCACGUUAGAGAAGCGCGGUGAUCUCUUCAUCCUAACCUUAACAGGCGACACCAAGAAAGAUCAGGAGCAUCGCUUAAGCCCGCACCUCAUUUCAUCCAUCCGCUCCGCGUUAGCCCAAGUCAAAUCCCAAGCCGUCAACGGAUCCGCGCUCGUCACGCUAGCCCAAGGCAGAUUCUUCUCCAACGGCUUCGACUUGAGGCACGCGCAGGCCGUCGGCGUCAAGUCCGGCUCAACCCAAGCCGCCGUAGCGGAGCUUCUCCGGAUGGUGGAUCUGUUCAAGGGAGUCGUCGCGGAUCUCCUCUCCCUCCCCAUGCCUACCAUCGCCGCCGUCACCGGACACGCGGCCGCCGCGGGGCUGAUCCUGGCCAUGAGCCACGAUUACGUCAUGAUGACCUCGUCGAGGGGGGUGAUGUACAUGAGCGAACUGGAUAUAGGUAUGACUUUGCCUGAUUACUUCACGGCUUUGAUUCGGGGGAAGGUGGGUUCCGCCGGGGCUCGGCGGGAGCUGGUGCUGCUGGCGCGAUGGGCCAAGGUGGGGGCGGCGAGGGCGGCGGAGAUGGGGAUCGUGGACUCGGCGCACGGUACCGCGGAGGAGGUGGUGGAUGCUGCGAUGCGGAUGGGGGAGGAGUUGGGGAAGAGGAGGUGGAGCGGAGAAGCGUACGCCGAGAUUAGGAAGGCUUUGUAUCCGGAGGUUUGUGGGUUGUUGGGGUUGAAAGAUGCGACUGUUCUUCCUUCCAAACUUUGAGAAAUUAUUGAAAAAUUACAGUAAUAAUAUAUUUGUGUUUGAUGAAAAAAAGGGUGAAUUUUGGAGAUUUCUCAACUGAGAAAUUGUUUGAUCAGAUCAGCUAUGUCAUGACUUUGUUACUUUAAUUCGUCUCAAUUGUCCCGAAGAA